UUACCCCCACUCUACUACUUUUAGCACUCAAUCCGUCUCUGAUUCUUACUCCUACCGCUUCUUCUCAGCGUGGAAAUGGCGGACGGAAUUCGAUCCUUCCAACUGAACACCGGAGCUAAGAUUCCCUCGGUAGCGCUUGGGACUUGGCAAGCUGACCCUGGCCUCGUCGGUCAAGCCGUCGCUACCGGCGUCAAGGUUGGAUACCGCCAUAUUGAUUGUGCUCAGAUCUAUGGCAAUGAGAAGGAGAUUGGUUUUGUUCUGAAGAAGCUGUUUGAAGAUGGUGUGGUGAAGCGUGAAGAUUUGUGGAUUACUUCUAAACUCUGGUGUACUGAUCAUGCACCUGAAGAUGUUCCGAAGGCCUUGACUAGGACCCUGCGAGACUUGCAGCUUGAUUAUGUUGAUUUGUACCUUAUCCAUUGGCCUGUCCGGAUGAAGAAGGAGUCAGUUGGCUUUAAGCCAGAAAACCUUGUCCAACCAGACAUACCUAGCACGUGGAAAGCAAUGGAAGCACUCUAUGAUUCUGGCAAGGCAAGAGCUAUUGGAGUCAGCAAUUUUUCUUCAAAGAAAGUGGGAGAUUUGCUCCAGGUAGCACGUGUUCCUCCUGCUGUUGUCCAGGUGGAAUGUCAUCCGUCAUGGCAGCAGACCAAGCUACGCACAUUUUGUGAAUCUAAGGGAGUUCACUUAUCAGGAUAUUCACCAUUAGGUUCUCCUGGCACCACGUGGCUCAAGAGUGACGUCCUCAAGAAUCCAGUUGUACUAAUGGUUGCAGAGAAACUAGGCAAAACUCCUGCGCAAGUAGCCCUUCGUUGGGGCCUGCAAAUGGGUCAUAGCGUGCUUCCAAAGAGUGUAAAUGAAGCAAGGAUUAAGGAGAACUUUGAUGUCUUCGACUGGUCUAUUCCUGGAGACUUGUUUGCCAAAUUCUCUGAAAUUGAGCAGGCAAGACUGGUUAAAGGCACCUCAUUCAUCCAUGCGACUUUUGGUGCGUACAGGACUAUUGAGCAAUUCUGGGAUGGCGAAAUCUGAGCAGUCAAUUGCUGUUCCUUUCUCUUGUUUCUGCUUGAUAUCAAAUAACAUAGAUGACCCAACUGGGGGCAGGAAUAAAAAUUGGAACUUGACUAGAUAUGGAUAGAAGGUCGAGUACCUAAGAAUAUCAUUGUUAGUAGAAGGAUUUAACUUGAGUAUUUGAAGUACUUUAUGUUGUUUGGACCUAUUGAGACUUAAAGAUGUAUCGUUUUAUUUCGUUGAGAUUACUAGGAGAUUGUGGACCCCCUUUGAUUUAUGUUAUUUUGUAAUAAUGACUUAUAGAAUUUGUAUUUUGAUUAUUUGGAAAAUAUGAGAUUGUGUACUAUUUAUGAAAUCUUUAGAAUUUUUAGAUGCUUGGAAA
Molecule: messenger RNA, 1384 nt
Organism: Juglans regia (Persian walnut)
Lineage: Eukaryota; Viridiplantae; Streptophyta; Magnoliopsida; Fagales; Juglandaceae
Product: NADPH-dependent aldo-keto reductase, chloroplastic-like
Exons: 8
Coding region: 76-1023 (315 amino acids)
Cellular component (GO): cytosol
Molecular function (GO): aldose reductase (NADPH) activity
Source: RefSeq, a predicted model, not a curated record